This is a messenger RNA of Paracoccidioides lutzii Pb01, 267 nucleotides long. RefSeq lists its product as hypothetical. The transcript is spliced from 2 exons. The coding region runs from base 1 to 267 and encodes 88 amino acids. The record is from RefSeq and is a predicted model, not a curated record.
AUGGUUGAUUCCAUGUGGGAUUCCUUGUCAAACUUCCCUAUUGAUGCCAAAAUGACGGUCACUGUUAAACGCCGGAAUCGCUUUAUCCACAAACCCGACUUCAAAGGCACAGUUGCGCCUCGUAGUCUACCACCCGAUGACAAGUUUAAUGACUGUGGUUAUGGUGUUACCCAGGCCUGCCUUCGCGAAAUCUAUAACAUUGGGAACUUCAUGGCUACACCAGAUCCGCGAAAUAAACUUGGAAUAUCAGGUUAUCUCGAGGAUUAA